Molecule: messenger RNA, 622 nt
Organism: Anopheles darlingi
Lineage: Eukaryota; Metazoa; Arthropoda; Insecta; Diptera; Culicidae
Exons: 3
Coding region: 204-533 (109 amino acids)
Source: RefSeq, a predicted model, not a curated record
CGCAACGAACUGAAGUUAUGGUAUGUUACUGAUAAGGAAAUUGGUUGUUUGUGUUUAUUCUGAGGUUUGCUUUUGGGGAUUGGGACGAUUCGGGAGCAUACAUACUGAUUACCAUACGGGUCGAGUCUCGUUAGUAUUCUGGGCGCAUUGACGCUGACACGGUGACAGUGAUUGGUGCUUCAGUUGAGAUUUGCAGUCGAACCAUGAAGUGCGCAUCCAUUUUCUUGCUGCUCGCUGGUCUAUUUGUAGUCAGCACAACUACUGACGGCCGGCCAGCGGAUGGUCAUCGUUUGCUGGAUACCUUACAUCGUGUACGCAGGCAGCAAGGUCCGGUGAACUAUGGUUUUCCUACCUUUCCUUCCUGGGGAAGCAAUCAAGGACCUGGCCAAAGCGGUCUAUUCAGUCGGGGCGAUUUUGAUAUGAUGCCAGAUAUCUCGCAGUUACAGCAGGGCCACACGUGGUCCUCCAGAAGCUGUGUUUAUGACAAAAAUGGAAAGGAGAAGUGCGUUGAAAAGCAUGGUGAUAAGCCGUGAGCAGACUACGUCAUUGAAGUGAGAGUAUAUUCAGCAUGAAAGCUGUUAUGAAUUAAUUGCGUAAUAAACAUGGAUUAGAGUGUAUCAUU